AUGAUAUACAGUAGACCCUCUCUAAAUGGUUUGUUCACCAACAGUAAACUGCGACACCAUGCGCAGGGUGAGAGGUUUGGCUACAGAGAGGUUGUUUUAAAAGGAGAUCCUAAGAAGUUGAAUCUCCAUGGGCAGACGUGUGCUGCCUGCCUGGAAGACUUCAAAGUCAAAGACGAGCUGGGUGUGUUGCCAUGCCAACACACCUUUUACAGGAAGUGUCUGGUGAAAUGGCUGGAGGUGCGCUGUGUGUGCCCCAUGUGUAACAAACUUAUCGCAGGACCCCCAGAACAGCGCCACAGCAUAGGAACACUACUGGAUGAACUGGUGUAA
Oncorhynchus tshawytscha (Chinook salmon) is the source of this 330-nucleotide messenger RNA. RefSeq names its product RING finger protein 122-like. The transcript has 3 exons. Lineage: Eukaryota; Metazoa; Chordata; Actinopteri; Salmoniformes; Salmonidae. The record is from RefSeq and is a predicted model, not a curated record. The coding region runs from base 1 to 330 and encodes 109 amino acids.